Messenger RNA from Arabis nemorensis, 1470 nucleotides. The record is from the annotation of a GenBank genome assembly. Lineage: Eukaryota; Viridiplantae; Streptophyta; Magnoliopsida; Brassicales; Brassicaceae.
AUGGAAAAAAGAGACGGCGAAGCAAAAACAAUGGAAGAGGCUAUCGUUCCGCUGUUGAAAGAGCAUAAUGCGGUGGAGGAAGGUGGAGGCAUGAAGAGACAAAUAUGGAUAGAGACUAAGCAGCUAUGGUAUAUUGUUGGACCGUCCAUAUUUACCGGACUAGCCACUUACUCGAUCCUCAUCAUAACUCAAGCAUUCGCUGGCCAUCUCGGCGAUCUAGAACUCGCAGCCAUUUCUAUUAUCAACAACUUCACACUCGGCUUCAACUACGGUUUACUCCUUGGAAUGGCGAGUGCAUUGGAAACAUUAUGCGGUCAAGCAUUUGGAGCGAAGAAGUAUAACAUGUUGGGAGUUUAUAUACAAAGAUCUUGGAUUGUUCUCUUCUUAUGCUGCAUCUUGCUCCUCCCUACAUACUUACUUGCGACUCCGAUUCUUAAGUUAUUUGGCCAACCUGACGACAUCGCUGAGCUCUCCGGUACCAUCGCGCUUUGGGUCAUUCCUAACCACUUUGCCUUCGCCUUCUUUUUCCCUAUCAACCGAUUCCUCCAAUGUCAGCUCAAGAAUAUGGUGGUUGCAAUUUCGUCUGGAGUGGCACUUGCAGUUCACGUAUGUGUGUGCUGGCUUUUUGUGUACGGUCUCAAACUUGGAGUCAUAGGGACCAUGGCUACUAUUAACGUAUCAUGGUGGCUCAAUGCUCUCAUCUUAUUAACGUAUGUCACUUGCGGCGGUUGUCCGCUCACUUGGACCGGUUUCUCAAUCGAAGCUUUCACUGGACUAUGGGAAUACGCUAAGCUUUCUGCCUCCUCAGGAAUCAUGCUUUGCUUGGAAAAUUGGUAUUAUAGGAUUUUAAUUGUGAUGACUGGAAAUUUGGAGAAUGCAAAAAUUGCUGUCGAUUCUUUGUCUAUAUGCAUGUCGAUAAAUGGUUUAGAGAUGAUGAUUCCAAUUGCUUUCUUUGCCGGGACCAGUGUCCGAGUGGCGAAUGAAUUAGGAGCAGGCAACGGAAAAGGAGCAAGAUUUGCAAUGAUCGUAUCAGUAACACAAUCCUUAGCCAUUGGAAUAAUCUUCUCGGUUCUCAUUGUANUUUUUCAUGAUCAAAUCGGUUGGAUUUUCUCUUCAAGUGAAACCGUCAUAGAAGCAGUCAAUCAUCUCUCUAUUCUUUUAGCCUUUACCAUUCUUCUCAACAGUAUCCAGCCGGUUCUAUCUGGUGUUGCGGUUGGUUCGGGUUGGCAAUCAUUCGUGGCAUACAUAAACUUAGGAUGCUAUUAUUUCAUUGGACUUCCACUUGGAUUUGUCAUGGGAUGGGUUUUCAAGUCUGGUAUUAAGGGCAUGUGGGCUGGUAUGAUAUUUGGCGGAACCGCUAUACAAACAUUGAUGUUGGUUCUUAUUACUAUGAGAUGUGAUUGGGAAAAAGAGGCACAAAAAGCAAGCAUGCGCGUAAAUAAGUGGUCCGGCUUGGAAGUAAGAAAUUGA